This is a messenger RNA of Patiria miniata (bat star), 2504 nucleotides long. It is a transcript of the gene pdcd2, whose product is annotated as programmed cell death protein 2-like. The transcript has 4 exons. The record is from RefSeq and is a predicted model, not a curated record. Gene Ontology annotation, cellular component: cytoplasm; nucleus. Bases 33 to 1106 code for a protein of 357 amino acids. NCBI's taxonomy places the organism in Eukaryota, Metazoa, Echinodermata, Asteroidea, Valvatida, Asterinidae.
AAGAGCCAAUUUAAAUCCCCGUGCCAAACAAGAUGGCGGCGCCCAGGGCCUGCAAGGAAACCACUUUGGGCUUCGUAGAAAGGACUGAAAACUGGCGACUCUCCAGACAGUUUUUCCCAAGUAAAGUAGGUGGUAAGCCUGCUUGGUUAUCGAUGACGGAUAUCCCAACCAGUGAGAAGCUUAACUGUAGGAAGUGUGGCGCUGUUUGCGUAUUUCUGAUGCAAGUGUAUUGCCCCAUUACCGAACAGGGCACGUGUUUCCACAGGACAUUGUUUAUCUUUUGCUGCAGAGAUCCGACUUGUCACAAACACUCUGACAACGCAGCUUUCGUUGUUUUCAGAAGCCAGCUGCCCAGAGAGAAUGAAUUUUAUGAUUAUGAGCCACCAGAUGAGGACGUUCCUCUAGGAGAAGGAAAAGACUGCAAUAGUAGUGGUGGUGACGUAACCGAUGAUAGUUUGUGUGCAGUGUGCGGCUGUUUCGGAGGAAAGAAAUGUGCAAAGUGCCAUAUGAAAAGCUACUGCUGCCGGGAGCAUCAGCUAAUUGACUGGAAAGCUGGGCAUAGAAAAGAGUGUGGCUCAACAGGUUCUAUAGCCAAUGGAUGCAAACAGAUCCUUUUUCCAGAGUUUGAGCUGGUUACAGAGUCAGAAGACUACCAUCACGAAGACAUGGAUGAUGGUGGGAAAGAGGAAAGCCAUGUUCAGGAUGACACCGGAGACAAAAGUGAAAUCAACGUGGCAGAACUUGAGAAGAUGGCACUGAGUGAGAGCAAGGAAGACCGACAGUUUGCCAAGUUCAAGAAGCGCACUGAUCAUGAGCCAGAUCAGGUCAUCAGGUAUCAGCUUGGAGGCCAGCCGCUUCUGAUAUCAUGCGAGAAUCAGCCACAGCAACAAGACAUCCCACCCUGCAGUAGCUGUGGUUCUGAAAGACACUUUGAAUUUCAGGUGAUGCCUCAACUCUUAAUACACCUAGAUGUUGACAGUCUGGAGGCCAGCAUAGACUGGGGUACACUCCUCAUCUACACCUGUGCCAAGAGUUGUGACGGAGCUUCUGCUUAUCUGCCAGAGUUCCUGUGGAAGCAAGACAUCGUACCAGAGUCCAACAAGUAACACAGUCAGACCUAUGGCAGAUCUACAGAGUGGCAUCCCAUCCAGGGGGCAUGGAAAUAUUCUCAGUUGUUUCAUGUCUAAGAAACCGGAGAUACAGGAGAGCCUGAUGGGCCAUACUGGCUCGGCACAGACUUUACUUUCUUUUCCUUGGUGAUUAAUAUAAAUGCAAAACCUUACAUUAUGUGAUUGAAAUCUCUAAAUUUGUGUUCAAAAUGUACUUUCCUAACUGUGCCCUACCAUCUUCAGGUUUUGACAUACAUGUAAAUCAUGCAUAUUGUAUAACUUUCUGAGUCUAAAUCAUUUUAGCUUUAUAGUGGACCAAAAGGUCUUUACUUAUUGUGCUAACCAGUUACAGUGUGUGGUCUUAGUGGCUACUUCGCUGCUGCUGUGGAUAAACCACAUUUUGCUCCGUAUGGUGCAUGGUUACAAUCCAAAUGAUGAGACCCAGCCCAGAGCUUCUCAGAGAGGCAUCACACGGCCUAUGACAAACACACAAAGGUUACAUCACAAAGUUAGUACAUUGUUAGUAUAUCAGUCUGCGGUAACAACGUGACAUCUUCCUAAUCAGUUUGUGCCGGGGUUAUUUUUGCUGAACAUUUUUAUUGUCAAAAAAAAGGCAUGAUAUACAAUGUAGCAGCCAACUUUUGAUGUACACUAUUACAGCCAAACACCACAACUAAUGAUUCGCAAGAGUCAUUUCAACGGUAUUUGUAUGCGGAUAUUUCUUACCGCAACCUCAUAUUUUUCAAUUAAAUUUUUCAGCGUAAAUUGUAUCACAACAGGCAGUGCACAGUGGCCAAGUUCAAGUACAACACACAGUCUGCCUCCACAGACUUCUCGGACUUUGUGUGUGUGUACAAAACAAAUGGUGGAUUAGCGAGUUUAGACAUCACCCGGAGGCAAGUCGAGGCACUCUUGACAUUUUAACCCGUCAGCUGUGCCUGUAUGUAGAAACAGCCAGAUCAUGUUAAAACGUCAUCAGACGCGAAGUGGAUAAUAAGUUAUUAGGAUAAUGUUCUGCCCUUCUGACAUGUCUGAAUAAUGACUUGCACAUUCUUUUCAAAAUGUUGACAGGAUCUGAGUUUUAUGUCGUCACUGCUUUUUCUCCUGAAGAGAUUAUUAGGUGAAGCAAAUGCAAGCCCCCACUCUCUACUCCACCACUCAAAGCUUGAAAUCAAGUUGAAUAUGAUAUUAGAUUCUCAACAUCUAGGUUAUAGAUUCUUGACUGGUGUCACGACUUCAGAAACGAUACAGUGUGUCAAGUUGUGUAUUUUUGUUCAGGAUUGUGUCAACAAAGGAAACAAAUUGGUGUUUAUUUCUUAACAGUAUUAAGUUAUCUGUGCAUCAUAUUUCUGCUCAAUCAACUUGUAUGAGUGUACGUGUUCAUCUUUUCAAACC